Messenger RNA from Ogataea philodendri, 1428 nucleotides. RefSeq lists its product as uncharacterized. The record is from RefSeq and is a predicted model, not a curated record. The transcript has a single exon. Gene Ontology annotation, biological process: ubiquitin-dependent protein catabolic process; regulation of protein catabolic process. Lineage: Eukaryota; Fungi; Ascomycota; Pichiomycetes; Pichiales; Pichiaceae. Bases 1 to 1428 code for a protein of 475 amino acids. Gene Ontology annotation, cellular component: proteasome regulatory particle, lid subcomplex; proteasome complex. Gene Ontology annotation, molecular function: enzyme regulator activity.
AUGGAGACCACUGAACCUUCAAUUGAUGUCGUUGAAAGUAAGCAGUGCCUACAAAUUUCAUCCAGACUAACAUUUAUAGAGCUCCGCGAAUUCCUCACGCUUGUUGAGCAAUCAGCCGUCAAGUAUGAUCCAAGAUACGUGCUGAAGGUGUUCCGGGAGUUGACACCACUUAGACGCGAGUUGGACGCUGGUUCGUUGUUAAAGGUAAUCAAGCAAACAGUUCCGGAGUCGCAAACUCACUAUGGUAACUUGGUUGGCGCCUUGGCCGACUACGACGACGCCGUGAUGGACGAGGACUUCUCUGUUCCUACCCCAAGACCAGACAUUGACCUGUUUUUGCAUCUUUUGGUUCAAAUUUUCCUUCACGACAAGAAAGACUUCAACAGAUUGGAGUUGUUCAACCAGAAAACAGUCAUUGCCCUCGCCCAGUACAACGAGAGAACGUUAGAUCAUAUUGCAGCCAAGAUCUGGUUCUACGUUUUCAGAUCCAAGGAGGCCCUCAAGGAUACUGUUUCGAUCCGUCCAGCUUUGCAAACUGCUCUUAGAACGGCCACUUUGAGACACGACAAUGAAAUCAGAGCAGCGGCCAUAACCUUGCUGCUUAGAUCGUAUCUUUUAUCCAACGACAUAAAUCAGGCCUACAACCUGGUUGAGAAAACAGAGUUCCCUGAACAGGUCACCAAUUCUGUGGUGGCAAGAUACUACUAUUAUUUGGCCAGAAUUCAAACCAUCCAGUUGGAUUACUCGUCCGCCAACGAGUGCGCUAUCACGGCUAUCAGAAAAUGUCCACAGACCAAGUCUGCACUUGGCUUUUUGCAAGCGGCCACCAAGCUCCACAUUUUAAUCCAGUUGCUCACUGGAGAGAUUCCGGAACUGUCCACGUUCAGAGACCUGGCGUUGGAGAAGAGUUUGACCCCAUACCUUGCUGUGACCAGGGCCGUGAGACUUGGAGACCUGAACUUAUUCAAUGACGCUUUGACCAAGUACGGCGCCUCUCUGAAAAAAGAUACUAAUUACAAUCUUGUUUUGCGUCUGAGACAGAAUGUCAUCAAGACUGGUAUCCGGAUCAUUUCUCUCUCAUACAAAAAGAUUUCUCUCAAAGAUAUUUGCAUCAAGCUACACCUCGAUAGCGAACUCAGUGCCGAGUACAUUGUUGCCAAGGCCAUCAAGGACGGAGUCAUUGAUGCCACAAUCGAGCAUAAGGACGGGUACAUGAAAUCCAACGAGAUGUUGGAUGUGUACUCCACAAGAGCUCCGCAGGAGGAGUUUGAUAGAAGAAUCAAGUUCUGCAUGGCUCUGAACAACGACAGCGUGCGAGCCAUGAGGUACCCAUUGAGUACCAACAGAGGUGAGAUCAAGGCCGACGUUGAUUUCAAAGAGCGUGAACAGGAAAUACUACAGUAUUUGCAGGAAGAUGACUUUUUCUAG